GCUUGGCAACCUGAAGAAGCUGAUCCUGUCCAAGAACGAGAUCGUGGACUUCCCCAGUGAAAUCCAGAGCCUGGGCUGUUUAGAGAAGCUCGAGCUGAAUCAGAACCAGAUCCGGGUCAUCCCGGAGGGGGUUUUCUCCCGUCUCCUCAGGCUUAAACACUUGCGGCUGAACAACAACCGUCUCAGCGCCCUCCCCAGGGACCUGGCAGCUUGUGGAGGCAGCCUCCAGUACCUCAACAUCUCCAACAACCUGUUCCGGACCUUCCCCCCGCCCGUCCUGCAGCUGGCACGCCUGCAGGAGCUCCACGUGCAGAAUAAUGCCCUUCGCCAGCUCCCCAGGGAGCUCUUCCAGGGGCAGUCCCUGAAAAUGUUCAAGGCCAACGGGAACCCCCUGCGGGAGCCGCCCGGUGAGGUGUGUGCCGGGGGCGUCCAGCAGAUCAGGAAUUACUUCAGCCAGCUCCAGCGUGGAUCGGGGCAGGAGGACAAGAGGAUCAAGACCAUGUUCCUGGGGGCCUCGCUGGCAGGGAAGUCCACCAUCUGCAAAAGCCUGAGGCAGGGGCAGCCCAAAGAGGUGCCCAAGGAAGAGCGAACGGUCGGGAUAGAGAUCAGCGAGUUCCAGAUCGAGGACUUCACGUUCCUCUGCUGGGACUUCGCUGGCCAGCUGGAGUACUACAUGACUCACCACGUGUUCAUCACCCCGCAGGCCCUCGUCAUCCUCGUCAUCAAUCUCCACAUGUACCAAACCAAUGACAAGAGUUUCAAGGAGCUUGUUGGUUUCUGGAUCAACAACCUGUCCAUGCGUGUCCCCAGCUCAGUGGUGCUUCCUGUGGGAACCCACGUGGACUGCUGCCGGGAGGAGGAGGUGGAGGAGAAGAGGCAGGACAUCAUGGCCAGGAUGGAGGCCAUGCUGGCGGAGAGGAGGAGCAACCUGGCUCACUGCAUCAACAACCUGGAGGGCAGCGAGGAGCCCGAGUUCUACAUGGACCAGUGGGAGAGGCUGAAGGAGAUGGAGAGCCACACGUUAACCAUCUUAAACUUAGUUGCUGUGAACUGCACGGAUCACCGUGGCAUCAAGCAGCUGGAGGCCACCAUCCUGCAGCACGUGAAGAACGAGGAGCUCUUCCCAGAGGUCGUGCGG
Messenger RNA from Merops nubicus (carmine bee-eater), 1138 nucleotides. Its product is annotated as malignant fibrous histiocytoma-amplified sequence 1-like. Lineage: Eukaryota; Metazoa; Chordata; Aves; Coraciiformes; Meropidae. The record is from RefSeq and is a predicted model, not a curated record. The transcript has 3 exons. The annotation marks the transcript as partial. Gene Ontology annotation, molecular function: protein binding.